This is a messenger RNA of Camellia sinensis, 1470 nucleotides long. NCBI's taxonomy places the organism in Eukaryota, Viridiplantae, Streptophyta, Magnoliopsida, Ericales, Theaceae. The record is from RefSeq and is a predicted model, not a curated record.
AUGGAGCAAGGAAGAAAUAGUGGUUGGAUCCCGAUUGUGAAUCAAAGGCAAGGAGGUGGAUCUCGGGGCUAUGUAGAAAGGAGUGGUUUGUUUACUGUGUUCGUGGAUAAUAUCCCAAGAUCUUUGGAUGCAAAGUCAUUGUUCAAACUUUUCAAUAAGUUUGGUGUAGUAAAAGAUGUCUUCAUCCCUUUCAAAAGAAGAAAAGCGACGAAUUCAAGAUUCGGUUUUGUGAGAUUCGACUGUCGUGUUGCAUCAAACAUGGCAGUCCAGAAAACUAAUGGUCUUUUGGUGGAUGAUAAGGUGCUUGUAGUCAAGUAUGCAACUCAUGACAGGAGUGUGCUUAGCAGGAGAAGGCCCCAGGUCAACAGAGAAGAUUUUAACCCAAUUAGAGGUAAAGAUACAAUCUCAUUUGUUGGCCUCAAGUCAUUUGCAGAGGUACUACAAGGGGACUCGACCACGGUGGAUGUAAAAGCUAGCAUGACCGUCAAGGCCAAUGAGAAUGGUCACGGUUGGCUUUAUGAAAGCGUAAUUAUCAGGCUCAACUCGGACUACUCCAUUAAUAGUAUCAAAUUUGCUUUGAAGGAUAUUGGGUUAGAUCAAGUGGUGGUCAGACAGGGGGGCGGCAGGGAUGCAAUCUUGACUUUCAAAUCCCAGGAGGAGCUCAAAUCAAACAUCCAGAAGAUUAAGGACUGGUUCAAAGACUGGAGUCAGUUUGUUUUGGAAUGGAGGCCAGGAAUCCAUGUAGUCCAAGAGAGAUGUGUUUCGUUGAAAUGUCAUGGUCUUCCUCUGAAUCUCUGGAAUAGGAGCAAUCUAAAUAACAUUGGAGCUUUGUGGGGAACAGUCCUUCAACUGGAGGAUGAUCUUAGCCAACCAAAGUCAUUUACAUACUCCAGAAUUAAAGUGGUUACAACAUGCAUGGAGCUAAUUAAGAAAACUAUUCAUCUGGAAUGCAAGGGUAAAUUCCACCCAAUUUUUGUCUGUGAAGACCACUGCGUCGAUCCAGCGGAAUGUAAUGGAGUGAGAAAAAUUGGGCUGGGUGAUUGCAAUAGCAGCUCCAAAGUGGAACUCAACAGAGUUGAGGAUGAUGACUCCACAGAUGGGGGCUGCAAGAGGAAGGAUGAGAUUGAUUUAGUGGCAAAACAGUUUGUCUUGGAUGAUGCUGUGAUGUCGUCCUCCAUUGUAGCGGCUCAAAGGAAGGAGCUCUCUCAAUGCAACAGUAGAGAGGCGGUGGAUACAGUUGUUGAAGAGACACGAUGUGAUGUAGAGGUCAGCAGACCUACUGCAGUAGGUGGGAAAGAAGCUAUGAUAGAGGAGUGUGCACCCUGCCCAAAGAGUGAUGACCCUUCACUGAGAUGUGUUGAGCACGCUUCUGCAACUGGUGUGUUUAAAAAUUGCAGCGGGUCGGUAGAUGGGUUUGGGCCUGGAAUAAACUUGGAGGUUGUCUUAGGCUCUACGAAUAUGAACGAAUAG